UGACAGUCGCCGUUUUGCUGUAAUUGUGUUUUUCCUUCUCCUUGUCUUGGUAUGUGUCCGUAAUGUAAUCAGACGUGGCGCUGAUCAAAUAUUGUCUCUGUUGCUCUAGCGAUCGGUCAAAGAAGAGAGUGCCGCCGCUCCGUCAGCUGCGGUGCCAGUGACUUGCAGCAGUGACCUGCAGAUCGGUGACCUGCAGUGGUGACCCGGUGACCUGCAGUGGUGACCUGGUGACCUGCGGCUGACGCGCCACGAUGGCGAUGCGUGACCUGCUGGACGGAGAGUGCGGCGGCCCGAACGCCGUCGUCAAACUCACCUCCCACCUCACCCGCGACAGGUCUCACCGUGAGGACGCAUUGCGACACCUGGCUCCGGCGCCCGGCGCCGCCGGCCUGACCGCCGCCUCUGAUGACCAGGUGGUGCAGGAGUUUCUGCGCGAGGCGGCGCGGCCCGAGACGCGCGGCCCCACCUCGUUUCGGAUGGGCUCGCUGCUGCAGGAGCUGCGUGAGAUCGAGCGCGGCGGCGCCGGCCGGCCGGUCACCGCGCCCAACGUGGCCCUGCUGGCCGCCGCCGAGCCGGCCGUGUGGGCCGAGCAGUUCGCUGCCGCUCAGAGACAACAGGAGGGAGACGCUCAGACCUGGCCGGACGAGGUGGGAGCCGUCGGCGGCCCGCUGCCCACACCCGACCAGCUGGCCGGGCCCGGCAUCGCGCCCCCCGUGCCGUGGACGGCCGACCUGGCGCCCGUCCGGCCGCUGCCGCGGCCGCCGGAGAACCCUCUGGACGAGGUGCAGUGGGUCGACCAGUACCGGCCCUCGGAGGACGCCGAGCUGCAGCGCACCGCCGACCAGAUCCUGGGCUCCGUGGACGACCCCACCUUCUCCGGAUCCGAGUUUAUGAACUUUUUGGCCAAGAUCCGGGACGGAGAGGUGGAGGUGCCGGAGCCGGCCACAGCGGCGGCAGCGACGGCAGAGGCUGGCGGCGACCCGGCCGCGGCCGUCGCCGAGGCGGCGGCGGCGGCGGCGGCCGAGGCCGAGCCGGAGGUGGACUCUGCCGGUAUGACGCCGCGCGCCAGAGAGGAGUUCUGGGCGCGCCUCGAGAGGGAGUGGGCUGACCUCUACAAGUCGGACGAACACCCGUGGCUCUCCGACUACACUGACCACUUCAGCCUCCAGGAGUACCAGUUUGACACGGACAACCGUUUCCGUGACGACCCGGACCCGCUGGCGGAGGGACAGCGGCGGCUGGCGGCCGGCGACCUGCCCGGCGCCGUGCUCUGCUUCGAGGCGGCCGCUCAGCGCGAGCCGGAGUCGCCGCUGGCCUGGCAGCUGCUCGGCACCAGCCUGGCCGAAAACGAACAGGACCCGGCGGCCAUCACGGCACUGCGGAGGUGUAUCGAGCUGGACCCGGGCUGUCUGCGCGCCUACAUGGCUCUGGCCGCCUCCUACACCAACGAGUCGUACCCGCUGCAGGCUUGCGCCGCGCUCCGGGAGUGGCUGCGCCACCACUCCGAGUACAAGCACCUGGUGAAGGUGGACACGUCGGCCACCCACCCGUCGGCCGUGUUCCAGCCGUCGCUGCUCGGCGGUGACACGCACGGCGCGGUGCAGGCCGAGUUUCUGGAGGCGGCACGGCUGCGGCCCUCCGACCCCGACGCGGACGUCCAGUGCGGCCUGGGCGUGCUGCUACAUAUGGCCGGCGACUACGAGCGAGCCGUCGACUGCUUCAGCGCCGCCCUCAGUGUCCAACCGGAGAACGCUCAGCUAUGGAACAAGCUGGGCGCCACGCUGGCCAACGGUAACAAGCCCGAGGAGGCGGUGUCGGCGUACAGUCGCGCGCUGCAGCUCUCACCGGGCUUCAUCCGGGCGCGCUUCAACCUGGGCAUCAGCUGCCGCAGCCUGAACGCCAACCGUGAGGCGGUGGAGCACUUUCUGUCGGCGCUGGAGCACCAGGCGAGCAGCCGCGGCGUCAGUGGCCGCCGCUCCGACCAGGUCAUGUCGCAGAGUAUCUGGUCCAUGCUGCGCAUGACGCUAGCCGCCAUCGGCCGCGCCGACCUCUACGCGGCCGUCGACUCCAGGGACCUGGCCACCCUGAGCCGUGAGUUCGGUACGGGCACGGCGGCCGGCAGCGGCUCCGACUGACGGACCCUGGCCCGCGACCGACCGCCGCGUGGGACCCCGGCCCGCGACCGGCCCUCGUCUCUGACCUCGUCCCGUGACCGGCCUUCGUGCCUGACCCCGGCGGGGCGGCGGGCCAUCGUGUGCGAGUGUCAGACGCGGCCUCCGACCAGCCACUGAGCGCCAGUCAGCGGGACCUGACCGGCCACUGAGCGCGGACCCCGGCGCCGCCUCCCAACACUCUGCUCCGGGACACAGUCGGCGGCCGUCGGAAUCGUGCAAUCGACGGUGGCGUCUGGUUCGCGCGGCCUGGACCGUGGCGAAGUGAUUAUGAACUGUGGCGACUGGAGAAGGCUGUGUCGCAGCUCUUUACGGCAAUCUGGUUACUGUGAACUGUCUGUCUGGCGGUCCAUUCGAAGAUUUCUCUCGGAAGAAGUUCGGCCACGUAGUUCAAUAACACGAAACUCAGUUCAUACUGUACCUAACUGGGAUGUUUACGUGUCGGACGGUCACGUUUCUGGGUUUCCAGUGAAUGUAAUUAGCGUGUGUUCUCCCGGUCUGGUCGGCGCAGUUCAGCCACCGGCCCACGGACGGCUUCAGCCCGGGAAGCCUCGGUGCCUGCGUCCGGCCGGACCGGCUGUGCCAAGUUUACUCAGAAGCGCCGCUGGUGGGGCUAGAUCAAGUGUCGCUGUGUCCUGUGCGCGGGGUUGUCGGGUCUGAUACCCAUGUGAUUGGCCGGGAGGGCCGCCGGUCCUCUCGGCUCGAGGGGUUGUGAUAUAUUGGGCCGGUACACUGCGAGAUUCGGAUAUGAAUUAUUGUUUGUCGUGUGCGUUUGGGGACCUGGUAGAACAAUAAUAGCACUUUUAUUUCAUCUGAGUAGACGUAGAUAAUCAUGGGUUGUAUCUAUUGUUUUUAAGCUUGCGUUGGACGUCACCCGGCCCGAAAAAAGUGCGUUUGACAGCUGCGUAACUGUUUUCUGAUGCCUUUACGCAUUAUCUACGACAGUGCCUUCUCUGUGUUUUUGAGGUAAUGCUCGUUUACUCUGUGCCAUUGCGCGUGUGGUAGCUCUGCCGAGCCGACCCGGGGCGGCUCUGUCCGUCAGACUGUCCGGUUGUCCGCCGACCUCGCCGGUUGUCCACUGAGGCAGGCGUGUCCCGUUACCGACCAAUCCACACCCCGGCGCGGGUCUCCCGCGUCCUCUCCUGUAGACGCAGUUCUCGGUGUCCACAGCAGUACUGUAUUAAUCACCACAGCGAACCCAGAGACAAUACAGCCCCGGAACCGAC
Molecule: messenger RNA, 3397 nt
Organism: Amphibalanus amphitrite
Lineage: Eukaryota; Metazoa; Arthropoda; Thecostraca; Balanomorpha; Balanidae
Gene: Pex5
Product: peroxisomal targeting signal 1 receptor-like
Exons: 14
Coding region: 252-2135 (627 amino acids)
Biological process (GO): protein import into peroxisome matrix, docking
Cellular component (GO): peroxisomal membrane; cytosol
Molecular function (GO): protein binding
Source: RefSeq, a predicted model, not a curated record